GGGCGGGGCAGCAGGCGGGUUCGUGAGGUGGGACGGCGGUGUGUCGUUUCCUCGCCAGCAGGGUGUUUGUAAGUUGGUAAGCAGGAUGGUGGUGGUAGUGUGUUUCUUGGAGGCGAAUGCGGAGCAGAUGAUAAUAGGAUGUUAGAGCACCUGAAGAAGGUGCUUAGGGCGCUGGGGGUACAGGAUGUUGAUGACAUCCAUUGUCACUUGUGGUUAGGUCUACUUGCUUAUUGGCUGUUGCGUUGUAGUUGGGCGUUGAUAGGGCGCAGGGGGGCGGGCCAGGAACUGUUUGCAGAGGUGUUUCAUAACUGUAGGGCCGCCGCUGCGGUAGUACCGGUAUGUGAGCGGGUUGGGCUUGCCGGUGGCCGGUGUGGGUCACGACAGCGGCUAAAUGAGACAUGAAGACCGGAUUGGCGGAGCUGUUGCGUUGCUGAUACUGCUACAGCAACGCAUUCGGCAGAUCAGCACACAUGGUUCCGUCAAGACCCCGAAAGAUCGUUGAGCUAAGAUACAUGUGGCGGAGAGUUCCCUGGUGGUUAGGUACGGGAACACUCCCAUGGCCGCCGUACAGGGCCCUACACAGCUGUCAUGAGAGCAUGAAGUCUACUCCAUUUGGAGGGUUAACUGCAAGGGAUGUGAUACUAACUGUUUUGAAGUACACGUGCGGAGAGUUGGCUGAACGGGGAAAUAAGUGCCCGUUGCAGACUUGCAGAUCACUUGCAGACACCAUCCCACUCUGUCGUACCAGCCGAAAAGCCAUUUCCUGCUCUCUUACACUGAUUAUAGUUUUGGUCUUCCUUGCACCUUGCUGUGCUGUGUACUGUUUAACCAGAAGGCCGUCACCAAGUUUAUUUGAAAAACCUUGCUCAUCCCCCAGUCGCCUGUAAAGUCGGAGACAUGAAAACAGUUUAAGUGCAUUUUCAUAAGUGUGAUUUAUAGGAAACUAUGUCGCAGAAGACGAAGGAGCUAAAGAGCCUUGGCGCGGAUGUGCUCGCUAAGUUUAAGAGUAAACGUGCAACGCACAAAGCUAUCAACUCUCCUGCGACUACACCGAGGUCUAUUACGCCUGCGGAGUUGCUGACUACUCAGCAGAGUAAUGGUGACACGGCUCGGACACCUAUACAAGCGGGCAGCGCUGCUAAGGCGGUUUCAGCCCACCCGCUGGGCCCCUCCGACCUCUUUUCCUCCGUCAGCUUCACCUCAGCCUCCUCACCCGCGGACUCUACCCCUGCGGCUGCACCGGCGCCCACCCCGCCAGCGGAGCCCAGCCCUGCUCGUACCCCUUCAGCUGAGCCGCUGCCCGGCCCGCUGCACACGGCUCUGCUGGACAGCGAAUCCAGCAGCGCACCUGCCGAGGAUGGCUUCUUAGUUGUCCCCACGCCUAUCGAAAAUGCAGAAGCAAUCUCGCAGUCGGAGUCGCAGCCGCAAGCCCAAGAAGAUGUACUGGCACCGGCAGCAACCCCUGAGCCCGAGGGACCAGCAGCAGUCCCAGAGCCAGACGAGCCAAGCCUUGAGGCUCCCCAGUCACCACCAGCCCCCGGCAUCAUCCCAGCCACCACCACCCCUAGUCCUGACACCACCCCAGCAGAGGAACCACCCUCACCGCCCCUACCUCCCGCCAACUUGGAGGCAGACGCCUCCGCCACAGCUGCCGAUGCGGCGGCCGCUGUUGCCCAUGCGGCUGCUGACGAUGCGGUUGCCGCUGCCGCUGCUGCCGCUGCGGCCCUGUCAGAGCGCGAAGCCCAGCUGCUGGCUCUGGCGGCGGAGGUGGAACGGCUGCGGGCGGAGGUGGCGGAGGUGGGCGCCAGCAAGGCGGAGCUGGCGGACCACGUGGCGGUGCUGUCCAGCGAGCGGGCGGCGCUGGAGGCGCAGGUGGGGCAGCUGCGGGAGGAGCUGGAGGCGCGUAGGGCGGAGCAGGCGGGAGCGGAGGAGGAGGCGCGGGUGCGGGCGCAGGAGGCGGCGCGAGCUGCUGCUGCGGAGCUGGCUGCGGAGGUGGAGGAGCUGCGGGAGUUGCAGCGGAAGACGAAGGAGGAGCUGGCUCACUGGGAGGCGCUGCACUCGGAGCUGCGCUCGCAGCUAGCCGCCAAGGACCUCGAGCUGGAGGCGGCGCAGGCGGCCGCGAGGGAGCUGCAGCAGCUCCGGCAGCAGCUGGGAGGGGAGGACGUGGGGACCCUGGUGGCGAGGGCGCAGCAGGCAUCUGUGCUGGAGGCCAAGUACGAGAAACUGAAGGAGGAGGGGAAGGUGCGGUUCGACAAGCUCAAGGAGCAGAGCAACCACCGCAAGGUCGAGCUGGCGGAAGCCAGGCAGCAGCUAUCGGCGCUGGCCCAGGAGAAGGCCUCCCUGGAGUCUCAGCUGCAGGCGGGAGCGACAGGCGCAGAUGCCGCCACCGCACAGCUGGCAGAGAUGGCCGCAGCGCAGCAGCGGCUGCAGCAGCAGCUUGACGACAUGGCUGCGGAGCGCGGCCAGCUGCACUCCGCAGCGGAGCGGCUUCCGGAGCUGGAGACGCGGCUCGCGGAGCUGCAGGGGGCACUGGCGGCGGCACAGGCGGCCGCCGCAGCGGAGGCGGAGCGGCGGGAGGCGCUGGAGGCCGCCGCGGCGGAGGCGGAGGCACGCAGGGCGGAGGAGAGCGCCGCAGCGGAGAGUCGUAGUCGUGAACUUGCGGCGGAGCUGCAGCGGGUUCGCAGCGCCGCGGAUGCCGCUGACGCGCGGGUGGCGGAGCUGGCCCCGCUGGAGGCGGAGUGCGGCCGCCUGCGGGAGAGCGCGAUGGAGCUGGAGGGCCGGUUGGCCGCGCAGACGGAAGAGGUGCAACGGCUGGUGGAGGAGUGCGAGGCGCGGCGUGGCGAGCUGGCGGCGGGCGCUCAGGCUGCAGCAGCUCUUGAGGCCCAGCUCGCAGAGGCGCGCGCACAGCUGGCAGCAGACGCCGGGGCGGCAGCCACCCUGGAGACUCAGCUUGCUGAGGCGCGUGCAGAGCUGGCGGCGCGGCCUGACGCCGCUGCCGUCGCGGCGGCUGAAGCCGAGGCGCGUGAGCAGCACGAGGCGGCACUGGCGGCCGUCCGGGGCCGUGUGGCGGAGCUGGAGUCGGACCUGCAGCGCAUAGGUGAGGAGCUGGCGCGGGAGCGCUCGCAGCUGAGCAAGGGGAAGGCGGCGUUCAAGAAGGCCAAGGAGGACAACCAGCGGCUGAAGGAGGAGCUGGCCAAGGCACGGGAGGAUCUGACGGCUGCGACAACGGACGGCGCCGCAGUGGCUGCUACGGAGGAGCGUGCGGCGGCGGCUGAGGCGGCGGUGGCGGAGGUUAGGGAGGCGGCGGCGCGGUUGGAGGCCGAGGCGGCGGCGCUGAGGCGGCAGUUGGAGGCUGCCGAGUCCGCUGCUGCGGAGCUCCGCGCGCAGAACGCCGUUCUGAGCUCCGACAACGAGCAGCUGCAGCAGCAGUACAGCGAGCAGAUGGACGCGCAGGACCAGAUGGAGGCCAAGCUGGUGCAGCAGGCCGCGGCGCUGGAGGCACUGCGCGCCCAGCUGCAGGAGCAGGGGCAGGCGCUGGCAGCGGCGGAGACCCGGGCUGCGGAGGCCGAGGCGGCUCUGGCUGCGGCUGAGUCGCGUGCAGCAGAGGCCGCCGCCGCUUCUGAGGCGCGCGCAGCAGAGGCCGCCGCCGCUUCUGAGGCGCGCGGCUCGGAGCUGGCUGAGGUGCAGGCGGCUCUGCAGGAGGCUCGCACCGCGUACCAGCUGGCGUCGGAGCAGCUGACGAAGGAGCAGGCGGAGAGGGAGGAGGCCAGGGCGGAGGCGGCGGAGCUGCAGCAGGCGCUGUCGGAGGCUGAGGCGCAUGCGGGCGAGCUCCGGGCUGCUGUGUCCGCUCGUGACACGGUGGUGGAGACGUUGAGGGAGGAGGUGGCGGCGGCGGGAGAGCAGCUGGAGUCCGUACGACAAGAGUUGACGGAGGCGCGUGAAGCGGUGGAGCGGGAGCGUGUGGCCCACGAGGAUAGGGCUGCGGUGUUGGAGGCGCAGCUAGCGGAGGCCAAGAGCGCGGCGGAAGCUGCGGUGGCGGAGCUAGCGGAGGCGCGGAGUGCCGCCGCGGCGGAGCUGGCGGAGGCAAGGGAGGCUGCUGAGGCAGCAGAGUCGCAGCUGGCGGAGGCGCGUGGGGCACAUCAGGAGACGGCGGGGCUGCAGGCGCGUGUCAGCGAGUUGGAGGCCAAGAUAGCGGAGCAGACCAGCCGCAUGGCCGCUGCUAAGUCGCAGUUCGGCAAGAUGAAGGAGGAGAAGGCGCGGCUGAAGGAGCGGGUGACAGAGCUGGAGGGCCAGGCGGAGACGGUGGCGGCGGACAAGGCGGCGCUGGAGGCGAGGCUGGCGGAGGUCCAGGCCGCCCUGGACGCCGCCUCCGAGGCCGCUGCGCAGGUGGAGCAGCUGCAGGAGCGCUGCGCCGACCUCAUGGCGGAGGCGGAUGUCCUGCGUGGCCGCAGCGAGGAGGCGCAGGCCGCCGCGGAGGCCGCCAAGCAGCGCGCAGCUGCCGCGGAGGCUGACCUGCAGCGGGCCGAGGAGGCGCGGGCGGCGCUGCAGUCUGAGCUGGCGGAGGCACAGGAGGCCCGGCAGGCCGCCAAGGAGGCGCGGGGGGCUGCAGCUGCUGAGGUGGAGAGUCUCACGGAGCGGCUAGAGUCGACCCGGGAGCAGGUGGCGGCAUUGAGGGAGGCAGUUGAGGACCAGCAGGAGGAGAUCGGCCAGCUCAGGCGGAAGAUGGAGCAGGAGAAGGAGGCUGCGGUGGAGGAGGCGCAGGCAUUGCGGCGCGAGGUGGAGGAGGCGCAGGCGGAGGUGCGGAAGCGGGCGGAAGAGGCGGCCGAGGCAUUGCAGCGGGCAGAGGAGAAGCGUGUGGAGGCUGAAGGGCUGCAGGCUCAGCUGCUGCGCCUGCAGGAGGCAGGCGGGGAGCAGGUGCAGGUCCUGCAGCAGCAGCUGGAGCAGGCGCGGCAGGAGGCCGAGUCGGCUCUGGCUGCGGCUGAGGCGCGCGCAGCAGAGGCCGCGGCUGCUUCUGAGGCUCGUGGCUCGGAGCUGGCUGAGGUGCAGGCGGCCCUGCAGGAGGCGCGCACCGCGUACCAGCUGGCGUCGGAGCAGCUGACGAAGGAGCAGGCGGAGAGGGAGGAGGCCAGGGCGGAGGCGGCGGAGCUGCGGCGCCAGCUGGAUGACGCAGCCCAGGCAGCGGAGGCGCUGCAGCGGCAAGCAGUCGCAGCUGGCGAGGAGGCCCACGCUGAGGCUGAGCGGCUGCAGCAGCAGGUGGAUGAGCUGCGCCAGGUGCUGGCGGCGAGGGACGAGCAACUGGAGCGGGUGGCGGCAGCGGCGGCCUCCGCUGCCGCCGCGGAGGCUGAGGCGGCGGAGCUGCGGUCUGCGCUGGCGGAGUCGCAGCAGCGGUGUGCUGUGUUGGAGCAGGAGCGGCAGGCGGCCCGGGCAGGAGCGGAUGUGGGCGGGGAGGCGAACGCAGAUGCGGCUGUUCCGGCGCCAGAGCAAGCGGAGGAACUGGAGCGGCGCAUGCUUGCGGCAGAGGAGCGCGCCGCAGCCCACGCGGCUGAGGUGGAGCGCCUGAAAGCGGAGCUGGCUGAGACACGCAACAGCGCGCAGAGGGACGAAGCGCCAUCGCUGGCUGAUGCCUUCAGUGGUGCUGAUGCCGGCACUGAUGCGGACGGCGAGGGCGAGGUUGAAAGGGCGGUUGCAGCGCUGGUUGCGGAGAUCUCCGCUGCGGACGCCGGUAGCGCCGGUGGCAGCGCAGCGCCGGUGGGCCACGACGCACCUGGCGGUCCGGCCUCAUCCGAUCCCAACACCGGUGACGGCGAGGCGCAGGUGAGCCAGGAGGGUGCCUCCGCUGCGCUGCAGGAGGCGCUGGAGGCCGCCCGGCAGCGGGUAUCGCAGCUGGAGUGGCGGGUUUCGGAGCUGGAGUCGGAGCUGGAGGAGGCGCACGAGGCCGCCAUGGAGGCGGGUGACGCGCGCGACCGCUGCGAGCUGCUGCAGGAGGCCUGUAGGACGCUGCGGGGGCAGCUGGAGCAGGCACAGCAGCAGGAGCAGGCGCAGCAGGCGGCGGCGUCGGCGGAUGCGGAGGGCUUGCGCUUGCGGGUGGCGGAGUUGGAGGCGGCGGUGGAGGAGGCGCGCAGCACCGCGGCGGCGGCAACGGAGCAGGGUGAGGCUACGGCGGCGCAGUUGCGGGAAAUGGAGUCGAGGCUGGAGGAGGCGCGGGUGGCGGCAUCGCAGGCCGAGGGUCGGGCGGCUGAAGCAGAGGCGGCGGCUGAUGCGCUGAGGCAGCAACUGGCAGUUGCCUCCUCAGGCGCAUCAGAGCAGGUUCGGGCGUUGCAGGAACUGCUAGAGCGAGCAACAGCGGAACGUCAGACUGCGGUUACCGAGGCUGCCACUUCCGCAGGCGAGGUGGCAGCCCUGCAGGUGCAGCUGGAGCAGCUGCGAGCGACCGCUGACAGCGCCUCGGAGCGCGAGGCUGCACUUGCAGAGCAGCUGCGCGCGCUGCGGGAGGGCGCGGAUGAGGUCGCUAGGGUGCGUGCAGUGGAGGGUGAGGCGGCAGCCCGGCUGCAGCGGCGCUGUGAGGAGUUGGAGGCCGAGCUGAGCUCCUCUCAGGCGGCCCUGAGCGGGGCGGCCGCGCAGGUGGAGGAGCUGCAGUCGUCCCUGAGGCAGCUGCGGGAGGCCGCCGAGCAGCAGGGCGCUGAGCUGGGGCAGGAGCGGGAGCGGCUGGCGGUGGCGGCGCAGCGGGUGUCGCAGCUGGAGUGGCAGCUGGCGGAGGCGACGGCGGCGGUUGGGCGCGGCGAGGAGGCCGCAGCGCUCGCUGAGCAGGUGGCGGCACUGGGACAGCGGUGUGCGCAGCUUGAGGCCGAGCUGUCCCGUGGGUCGGCCGAGCUUUCCCGUGUCCGUACCGAGAAUGAGGAGCUGGAGGGUCGCUGCCUGGGGCUUGACGCGCUGGGUCAGCAGCAGAGGGAGCAGCUGCAGCAGCAGGGCCAGCAGAUGCAGCGCUUACAGGAGCACCUGCAGGGCCUGCAGGCCCAGCUGGCGGAGGGCGCCGCCGCCUCGCGCUCGCUGCUGGAGGCGCAUGCGGAGGUGGAGCAGCUGCGGCGGCGGUUGGAGGAGGCGGGCGUGCAGGCGGCUGCAGCCGCACAGCGCUCGCAGACCCUGGAGGCGCAGCUGCGGGAGCACCAGGAGCACCUGCGGGCCGCGCAGGCGCAGGUGCAGCACCUGCAGCAGCAGCUGGAGGCGCGAGGGUCGCAAGGGCUGGCGGCGCAGCAGCAGCAAGAGGCGCAGCAGCAACUGGCGGCCAUGAGGGCGGCUUACGAGCAGCUGCAGCAGCAGCAUGCUUCGGCAGGGGCUGAGGUGGAGAGGCUGAGGGCGGCAGUGGCUGCGGGCGCUGCUGGUGGUAGUGGUGAGAGUACGGCAGCGGCAACUGCAGCAGCGGCUGCAGCGACUCAGGAGGUGCGGCGGCAGCUGUUGGAGCUGCAGAGCGAGAGAACAACGUUGAUAGCCAGGGCCAGCCAGGUGGAGGGGCUGCAGGCGGAGGUGGAGCAGCUGCGGCAGGCGCGCAGCCAGCUGGAGGUGGCCCUGCGGGUGGAGCAGCGGCGGGUGCAGGAGUGGUUCGCGGCGCAGCAGGGCGGGCCAGCGGGCGGACACCUGCCGGGGGCGGGAGGCGCCAGCAGCACCACCAGCCCUGCGCGCAACGCGGCGGCGGCGGCGGACAAGAAGCAUGACGAGAUGGCGUCGCAACUCGCGGGGGUGUACGACCCGGAGAGUGCCGUACUGCAGGGUGCCUCCACCACGUUCCAGCCCAUCUCCGGACUGCUGCGAGGCAACUGCCCGCCCGUCGCCUCGAGUGCCCUGCUGGCCGCUGCGCGCCUGCACGACAAGCUGACGGUGGCGCUGUACUGCCGGCCCACCGCGCGGCUGCUGUUCAGCGCGUAUCUGCUGCUGCUGCAUGUGCUGGUGCUGCUGUGAGGGGCGGAGGGGGUGCCGCGGUGUGAGGAGCGCGAAAGGUGUUUGCGGGGUAGGAGCGUGGGAGCCGUUGUAAGGCGGAGGAGGAGGCUAGAGGAGCCGGGGAGAAUGUAGUUGGCGAAGAGGAGUGGGCGUUCCCGUUGGGGGGGCGGAUUGGAUGGACGAGUAGACUACGGUAGCAUGCGGAGGCAGGAAGGGGCAAUGAUGGGUUGGGUGCUCGCGUGCGGUGCCCAUGCAUAUAUUUAGGGAACAUCCUUGUCCGGUAGGGCGUACCCGACCGCGAUGCAGGUUGUAUGCAAGAAGGAAGUGUACACGUAAGCAGCAUUGCAGCAAGUUAUGAACAGUUAUAAACCUUAGCAACGAAGGGCUUAUUUAGGGCCUGCUUUUGUAAGCCACAUGGUAGCAUAUGUCCCUAAUGUAUUCUCUGAUGUACUAGUGCGAAGGGCUCUUGCUAUUCAGGACACAAUAUUUUUGAUGGGGCCAUCCUAAGCAGACUUACACCGUAC
This is a messenger RNA of Astrephomene gubernaculifera, 8456 nucleotides long. Lineage: Eukaryota; Viridiplantae; Chlorophyta; Chlorophyceae; Chlamydomonadales; Astrephomenaceae. The record is from the annotation of a GenBank genome assembly.